Dermatophagoides pteronyssinus (European house dust mite) is the source of this 6243-nucleotide messenger RNA. RefSeq lists its product as uncharacterized. Gene Ontology annotation, molecular function: histone binding. Gene Ontology annotation, biological process: negative regulation of DNA-templated transcription. Gene Ontology annotation, cellular component: RSF complex. Lineage: Eukaryota; Metazoa; Arthropoda; Arachnida; Sarcoptiformes; Pyroglyphidae. The record is from RefSeq and is a predicted model, not a curated record.
CCAAUUUAUUAACGAAAAAAUUAUUGGAUAAAGAAAAUGAAAUUGAUAAAACAUCAUCAAUAACAACAAUGAUGGCAACAACAAAUGAUUUGAAUGAACAAAUAACAGCUGCCAUAUCACCAUCAGCUGCACCAUUAUCAAAUGUUGAUAUUAAUGUUAAUGGUGAUGAAACAAAACAAAAUUCAACUAAAUCCUGUGAUGAUAAUAAUUUUUACAACAACAACAACAAUGAUGAUGAUGAAAAUGAAACAAAACAAAUAAAUGAUCAAAACAUUGAUCCUUCCGAAGAAAUCGGUGACAAAACAAUUAAAAAUGAUGAUAAUAAUGAACAGCAACAACAAGAUGAUAAUGAUGAUGAUCAUAAAAUGGACAAUGAUUUACCUAAAGAUGAAGUUGAAAAUGAUCCAAAUUUUGCCAUAAUUUGUUCAUUUAUGGAAAAAUUUGGUCAUCAUUUAGAUCUAAAAUAUUCAAUCAAACAUUUAAAAACAAUAUUUGAAGAUUAUAAUAAAGUUCGUCCCGAUUUAAUCGAUUUACAUAUAAAACUUUUACGUAAACGACGAAAAUAUAUUAAUAAAGAAAAAUGGGAAAAAGCAUUGAUGCGUUUCUGUGCAGAAUAUUCAAAUAUUGAUGCCUGGAAUUUAGAACAAUUUGGUUAUAAUAAUGCAGAUCUUUCAUUACGAUUAAGAAUUUUUUUACGUUUAUUAGAAGCAAUGUUUGAUUUUAAUCAAAAAUUUAAAAGUGAAUUAAAUUCCACAAUGGAAACAUCAUCAUUACGUAUACCGGCUAUUGGUCGUGAUCUUAUUGGUUAUACAUAUUGGUAUCAAUUAGAUUCGGAUCUUAAUUUUCGUCUAUAUAAAGAUGAACCUGAUGAAGAUAAUUCCUGGUCAUUAGUUUCUAAAAAUCUUACCGAAUUAAAUGAUUGUAUACAGGAUUUAGAAAAACAAAGUAUUGAUGAUUUCAAACAAAUGUCUACACCUGCAAGUGAAGAAAGUAUUAGUAAUCCUGCUUCUUGUCAGAUUCCAGCUAAAAUCAUAAAUGAUCAAGAUGAUGAUGAAAAAGAUGAAAAAAUUAACCAAAAACAACAAUUCGACCAUGAUGAUGAUGAACAAGAAAAACCAGCCACUCCACCAAGUGUUAAAAUAGAAGAACAACAGUCUGAUGAACAACAAUUGCCAUCAUCACCGGCCAAAUUAGUAAUCAAAACUGAAAACAUUGAUUAUGAUAAACCGAUUGAUGGCCAAAAUGAAUCCAAAAAUCAUAAUGAUGUGCAAUCAGAAAAUUUCAUUUCAACAAAUGAUAAAGAAAUUGAAUCAAUUUGUGAAUCCAUUUUAGAUAAAAUUGAAAAAGAAAAUAAUGACUAUGAAGAUGAUGGUGAUGGUGAUGACGAUGAUGAUGAACAACAGCAGCAACAUGAAACAACCAAGUCAAGCAAUAGAGGUGGUUAUCGCGGUGGUGGUCGUCGUCGUCGUGGUAAACGUCGUGGAGGCCGAUGGUCAAAUAAUCGUCGAAAAACAACUGCAACAACAUCGACUAUCAAAGAUGAAGAUGAAAAAAUGGAUAUUGAAACAGUCAAUAACAAAGAAAAUUCUAAUGAAUUACAACAAAAUAAUGAUGACAAUAAUGUUGAUGAAGAAUCGAAACCGGUGGUGGUGAAAAAACAGGCUGGUCGAAAACGUCGUAAUGAAUUGGAUAAACUUAAAGAAGAUUUUGCCGAAGGAUUACAAGCUAAACGUUGUUCACGACGAAUACAAGCAUUACAUGAAAAGAAAUUAAUUGAAAUGGAAGAAGAACAAAAACGGAUGGAAAAAGAAUUGCUGGAAAAACGUCGAAAAAAAGAAGCAGCGAUGGCAGCAAAAGCAGCAGCUUUAUUAGCCGCACAAUUUGCUUGUGAUAAAUCAAAUGAUCCAAAUGAUGAUGAUGAUAGCGAUAAUAGUAAUGAUAGUGAUGAUGAUGAUGAUGAAGAUCAAAGUAGACAAUCGAAAAAACGAGGAAGACGAAAGAAAAAAGCAACGAGUGAUGAUGAUUAUCAAAAAGAAUCCGGUGAUGAUGAAAAAAAGAAAAAGAAACGUAAACGAAGAAAAAAAGGUGGUCGUAAAGGUGCAACUCCAUGGGAAGAUGAAUCCGAUGAUUCAGAUGAAAAACGUGCCGAACAUACUUUUGAUGAUGAUUAUUAUGAGGAUUAUAUGCAUGAUGAUGAUGAUGAACAGCUUCGAUUUGAUGAUAAUGAAAAUCAGGAAGAUGAAUUUGCUUGUGAAGAAAUUGAUCCAGAAGAUGAACCAGUUGUUAUACGACGUGCACGUACAGUAAAAAAAUCCAAAGAUGAUUGCAAUGAUAAUGUUGAAUUUCUUGAAAAUUAUGUCAAUGAUGAUAAACCAUGUGGAAAAUGUGGUAAAUAUGAUAAUCCACAUUGGAUUCUUCUUUGUGAUAAAUGUGAUGAUGGAUAUCAUACCUCUUGUCUUCGACCUCCAUUAUUUUUGAUACCAACGGGUGAAUGGUUUUGUCCACCUUGUGAACAUAAAUUUUUGAUUGAAAAACUUCGCGUUGAAUAUCAACGUUUAACCGAAGAAAUUGAACAACGUGCUAUUGAAAAACAAAAACUACGAAAACGUUGGCGUUAUGGUCAUUGUGAAAUUAGUGCCGAUAAUAUUCUUGAAGAAGGUGAACAAAUCAAUUUGGGUGAAAAUGGUGGUGAAUUAGUUAUUGAUCAAGAUCAACAACAACAAUACGAUGAUGGUGGCGAUGAUGAUAUUGAAAAGAAAAAGGCAAAAGCACAACAUCGUAAAGGUGUUCGUAGACGACGACCAAAUGGAUAUGCUCGAUCAGAUGAAAUUGCUGAUCUUCUUUAUUCGAAUGAUGAAGAUUCACGUGGUUUUAUCGACAAUGAUAAUGAUGGCGAUGAUAAUGGCAGAGAAAAGGAAAAAAGACGAACAGAAUCGGCAAAUCGGAAACGAAAAUAUAGAGAAUAUAGUGAUAGUGAUGAUGAUUCUUCGGGAGAAGACGAAGAAGAUUCAGAAGUUGAUGAUUUUGUUAGCGAUUCUGAAGAUGAAGUUGCCAAAUGUAUCGAUAAAUAUGAUGAUGAAGAUGAAUAUCGUCAUCGAGAAAAGAAAAAGAAACACCGUCAUCGGGAAAAACAUAUUGAUAUAAAUGAUUUUUCUCGUUCUGGAUUGAAAUUACGUUCAGCACGAAAACGAAAACCAAUAAGUUAUUUAUUUAAAGAAUAUGAUAAUCUUAUCAAAUCAGCCAUACUUCAGGAAGAAGAUGAAGCUGAAGGUUAUGAUUACGGUGAUGGUGAUGGUGAUGCUGGUUCUGAUGAUGCAACCUAUCCACGUAGUAAAGGAAAAGAUAUCAAUAAUAUUCUUGAACAAGCAGAUACAGAAAUGCCAGAUUUCAGUAUUAAUCCAUUUGAAAAGGACACAACUGAUAGCGGUCAUCAUGAUGAUGAUAUUAAAUCUGAAAGUAAUAUUAAUGAUACAAAAGAUUCGACCGUUGUCAAACCGAUAUCCGAUAAAGCUAGCAAAGAUAAUGACGACGACGACGAUGAUGAAAUUACUGAACAGCGGAAAAAAUCUAACGCUAAUCGAAAGCAACAAAAGAAAAAGAAAAGUCUGACCAAUCUUGAUUUUUCGGAUGAAGAUGAUGAUGAAGAUCAUGCAUCAGAUGAAGAUUUUAAUAUGGCUGAUGAUGAUGAAAUGGAUGAAGAAUUGACCGAAGUAGAGGAUGAUGAUAAUCAGGAAACUGAACUAUCUGAAUCAGAUUCCGAACCAUCAAGUCGUCGUCGACGAUCUUCACGUAUACAGCGAAAUUAUUCAUUUAAAUCGGAUCGAAAAAGAAAAAAGAGUCAUAAUAAAAAGAAAAGAAUACAGAAAAAAUCUGGAAGAAGAUUUCUAAUUGAUGAUUCCGAUGAUGAAGACGAGAAUGAUAAUGAUUUAACAUCUGAAGAAGAAGAAGAUGAUGAUGAUGAGCUUAGCAAUAGCGGUUCAUAUUCGGAUCAAAGCUCGGAUUAUGCACCACGUACUCGACGUGCUGCCCAAAAAAGUAAACGUAUAAGUUAUCGAGAAGAUAGUAGUACUGCUGAUGAUGAUGAUGAUUAUGGGGCUAUUGAUGAUUUACCAUCAACAACAACAACAAAGAAAAAAGAUAAAUAUCAAGAAGAUGAAGAUUAUAACGACGAAGAUGAUGAUGAUGAUGAGAUAAAUCUUAAGGCAUCAAAUAAAUCGGUUCCCAAACUAACAGCAACGACAAUAACUCCAACCGAACCGAAUCCCAAACUUAAACCAAACAUUCAAACAUAUAGCCGUGAAUGUCGUGAUGAAAAUCUUGUAAAUAAUAAACGAAAAAAACAGCUCAUCAUUUCGGAUGAUGAUAAUGAUGAUGUUGAUGAAAACGAUGGUGAUAAACAUCAUCAACAUGAAAUUUCCGAAGAAGAUGUGUCCAAUAAAACAACGAAAAAAACUAAAAUAGAUGAUAAUCAAUCACAACCACCACUUACUAGUGUUGUUGAUAAUGAUGAUGGACAGAAUAAAUCAAAUAAUAAAGAUGAAACGGCCAUAGUUGAAAAAGAAUCAAAAUUUUCAACAGCAUCUUCCAUCGAUUCUAAUCAACCAUCAAUAGCACAAAUAGUUCCUCCCGAAACAAUGACAACGCCGAUAAUUCCAAUAAAAACAGAUCCACUAGUUUCAAUACAAAAAAUGAAUUCAAAAUUUGCUAUCGAUGUAAAUCCAUCGGUGCAGCCAAAAUCAUCAUCCAUACCAUCAAGUAGUGAACCACCAACAUCGGUUCCAAUUUCCUAUUCACAUCCACAGCAGCAUUAUCAGCAACCGCCACCACCAAUACGACCUACAUAUCAUCAAUCUGUUGCUGCGAAUACUCCUGUAUCUGGUCAUUAUGUUCCACCACCGCCUGUAUAUCCUUCUCAAGUACCUUCUUCACAUGAAUAUCCAUCUCCACCUCAACAGUAUUUAGCACGUCCACCACCACCACAAUCUUAUCAAUAUCCGCCACAUCCUCAAUCAUCAAUACGAUCAAAUUUGCCUCCACCACAUCCACAUGCUCAUCAAUAUUAUUCACCAUCAUCUUCUAUACGAUAUCCUUCGGUUGUUUCAACAGCUUCUCCAGGUCGACUUGGUGGUGAUGGAAAAGAUGAUCCUAAUUAUACACUUACUAAUUUGGAUUCAUACAGCGGUCCAGCUCCACCUAAAACACAAAGCUAUCUUCCACAAAAUUAUCCGUCACGACCACCACCAAAUUUUGUGCCAGUUUCUUCUGCUGCAGCAGCACCAGUUGGACAGCCACAAACAUCACCCAAUCGAUCUCCUCCACCUAAAAUUCUCAAUCUUGAUUCACCAAGAAAUCCUUAUCCUACAAAUAAACAUCAACCAGGACCACCACCUCCCACACAUCAUUAUUAUCAACCUGGCCAUCAUGCUUAUGAUCAUAAUCUUAUUCCACCACAUUCACAUCCAGAUUAUUACCAAUCGCAUCAUCAUGUACGGCCACAAGGUGGACCCCCACCACCGCCGCCGCACGGUUAUUAUGGUGGCCCAAUUCAUCCACAUGGUCCUCCUUUACAACGUAUGCCACCGCAUGUUGGUCCACCUUAUCCUCAACAAGGACCGCCACCACCAUCUCUACAUUAUAUGUCUCCACGAAAUGUAUCGCCACGACAGCAAACACCUUCACCUUCAUCACUAGUUUAUCCACCACAAGCACCGAAUUCGAAUAACUUGCCUCAAUCAUCGGCUUCUACUUCAUCGCCAACAGCGAUCAGGCCACCAUAUCCAUCAUCUGGUCCUUAUCCAUAUCCAGGACAACCACAUGGAUAUCCUCCUCAUCCAGCACCCUAUCCUCAUCCACAUCAUCCUCCGUAUUCGGUAGCAGCAUCUAAUGGUGGUUUUAUGAUACAAAAUCUUCUGCAUAAUCCUCCACCAGCAGUUCCUACGUUACCAAUUCCGGCCACAAUGGCAAUGACAAAUACAACUGCUUCUGCAACGAAGCCAGUAUGUGCGAUUAAAUCUAGCCCAAAAGCUUCAAAAUCGAGCGCUAAAGCAAAAAAAUCUUCAACCGUUGCUGCUAUUGAUUCAGCCCUCAUACCGCCAACAUCCGCUAAACAAAUUCCUAGUAAAGUAACCAAAAGUCGUAAAAAAUCCAACGAUACGAAAAAGAUUGAUACAGCGAGCAGCUAAAGCAAUUUUUGAUUUCAUUAUGGUUCUGGAUCUUUGUACUCUUGAUUCUCAAUUUCUUAAA